This is a messenger RNA of Eucalyptus grandis, 2824 nucleotides long. RefSeq lists its product as uncharacterized. Gene Ontology annotation, molecular function: protein binding. The record is from RefSeq and is a predicted model, not a curated record. The transcript has a single exon. Gene Ontology annotation, biological process: cell surface receptor signaling pathway. NCBI's taxonomy places the organism in Eukaryota, Viridiplantae, Streptophyta, Magnoliopsida, Myrtales, Myrtaceae. Bases 555 to 2564 code for a protein of 669 amino acids.
GAGGAGAGGAGAGGGAGAGGAGAGGAGACUCGUCUCUCCCUAUAAAGAAAGCCAAAGAACACGCGGAAGGGUCGAUCCGGAGAGAGAGAGACAGAAGCGCGUCUUUUGACCUUGUAAACCCCGUCCGACCCCGAACGACUCUUCUCCUCCUCCUCCUCCUCCUCCUCCUUCUUCAUCCGCCACCGUUACUGUCCUCUAUGUUAAAAAGGGAGGAGGGGAGAAAGAUUAAAGAAAGCACCUCCGUUUCAUCUCCAAGAAAACCCAAGAAUCACCGUCCCUCUGUCUCUCACUGAAAUGAAAUGAAAUGAAACAAGGCGCACGCAUCCCCACAUGCAUCACUCUCUCGUUUAACUCUCGUCCAGCUAAUACCCUCUUUCUCUCUCCUCCAGCUUUCAAGCCCUGACUGUCUCCCUCUGUCUGUCUGCUCUGCAAUCUCAGUUCUUGAUCCGUUUCUUUCUUUCCCGCUAUUCGAUCUGGUCGAAACCGACCGCCUUUCGGUAGAGGAGGGGGAUCGGGAUUAUAGCUCGGCGAGGGGUCCGCCAGCCGAUUGGGGGAUGGCGGACUUGGUGAAGCAGAUCCUGGCGAAGCCGAUCCAGAUGGCCGACCAGGUGGCCAAGGCGGCCGACGAGGCCAGCGCCUUCAAGCAGGAGUGCGCGGAGCUCAAGUCCAAGACGGAGCGCCUCGCGGCGCUCCUCCGCCAGGCGGCGCGGUCCGGGUCCGACCUCUACGAGCGGCCCACCCGCCGCAUCGUCGAGGACACCGAGCAGGCGCUUGGCAAGGCCCUCGCCAUCGUCCUCAAGUGCCGCGCCAACGGGCUCAUGAAGCGGGUCUUCACCCUCAUCCCCGCCGCCGCCUUCCGCAAGACCUCCUCCCUCCUCGAGAACUCCAUCGGCGACGUCUCCUGGCUCCUCCGCGUCUCCGCCCCCGCCGACGACCGCGCCGACGACGGGUACCUCGGCCUGCCCCCCAUCGCCGCCAACGAGCCCAUCCUCUGCCUCAUCUGGGAGCAGAUCGCCACACUCCACAACGGCGGUUCCCUCGACGAGCGCUCCGACGCCGCCGCCUCCCUCGUCUCCCUCGCCAGGGACAACGACCGCUACGGCAAGCUCAUCCUCGAGGAGGGCGGCAUCGGCCCCCUCCUCCGGCUCCUCAAGGAGGGCAAGCCCGAGGGCCAGGAGAACGCCGCCCGCGCCAUCGGCCUCCUCGGCCGCGACCCCGAGAGCGUCGAGUACAUGAUCCACGCCGGCGUCUGUCAGGUGUUCGCCAAAAUCCUCAAGGAGGGUCCCAUGAAGGCCCAGGCCGUCGCCGCCUGGGCCGUCUCCGAGCUCGCCGCCCACUACCCCAAGUGCCAGGACCUCUUCGCCCAGCACAACAUCAUUCGCCUCCUCGUCAGCCACCUCGCCUUCGAGACCGUCCAGGAGCACAGCAAGUACGCCAUCGCCACGCUCAAGGCCAAUUCCCUCCAUGCCAUUGUCCUUGCCAGCAGCAACACCAACCAGGCGGCGGCGGCCAUGGGUGGGCCAAACAGGGCGGCCACAGCUGGGAUGGGCUUGGAUGAGGACAGGGAGGACGCCAGUCUCAUCGCCCAUCCACUUGGCAACGCCCGAGCGAACAAGAUGCUCAAUGUGGUCGCUCACACGAUGGCAAUGAAUGCCGCCUCAAAGCAGGCAGAGAAGCCAGCCGAGAUCAAUCACAUCGCCAAUGGGAAGCAGAAUUACCAGUCUCUCCCGCCGCUGCAGCACCGGCACCACCAGCACAGCCACUCGGUGUCCGGGGCCAACAUGAAGGGCAGAGAAACCGAGGACCCGGCCACCAAGGCCCAGAUGAAGGCCAUGGCCUCACAGGCCCUCUGGCAUCUCGCCAAGGGGAACUCCGCGAUCUGCCGCAGCAUCACCGAGUCGAGGGCGCUCCUCUGCUUCGCGGUGCUCCUCGAGAAAGGGCCCGAGGACGUCCGGUUCAACUCUGCUAUGGCCCUGAUGGAGAUCACUGCCAUGGCCGAGCGGGACACGGAGUUGCGGCGAUCCGCGUUCAAGCCGAACUCGCCUGCUUGCAAGGCCGUGGUCGACCAGCUCCUCAAGGUCAUCGAGAAAGCCGACUCAGAUCUCCUCAUCCCCUGCAUCAAGGCCAUCGGGAACCUGGCCCGGACCUUCCGGGCCACGGAGACCCGGAUGAUAGACCCGCUGGUGCGCCUGCUCGACGAGCGGGAGGCUGAGGUGUCCCGGGAGGCCUGCAUCGCCCUCGCCAAGUUCGCGGGCACAGAGAACUACCUCCACCUCGACCACUCCAAGGCCAUCAUAGGCGCGGGCGGGGUGAAGCACCUGAUCCAGCUGGUGUACUUCGGCGAGCAGGCGGUGCAGCUCGACGCGCUCGUCCUCCUCGGCUACACCGCGAAGCACGUCCCCGACAGCGAGGAGCUCGCGCAGGCCGAGGUGCUCACCGUGCUCGAGUGGGCGUCCAAGCAGUCCCACAUGAACCAGGACGAGAAGAUUGAGGCAUUGUUGCAGGAUGCCAAGAGCAGGUUGGAGCUCUACCAGUCUAGAGGGUCAAGGUUAUUGUACCAUUGAAUUGGCCCGAUGAAUGUGUAGAUGUUUGAUCUUUGUCCAGAAGAACCCAGAAAAUAAAGAAGAAAACAGAAAAAAAAAAAAAAUUGGGUUAACCUUAUUUUCUUUUUCCCUUGUAUCUGUUCUUUUCGGUUGUCCACGAUUUUAGUGUGUACAUAAAGAGUUGAUUUUUCUGUAAUUGAUUAGAAGAAUCUCUCUUGAGCCAUUCGCAGCACUUGCCUGCAACUGCUAAUUAGGCAGAGUCCUCCUUCUCUGUUCUGCUC